AUGCAAGAGCCUCAGACUUCAUCAACGGCUACUAACAGGCCUCUCAACCCUUGUACGGUCUGCAAGCAAAGGCAUCUCAAGUGUGAUAACGACAAAACAUGUUCAAAUUGUCGAAAGAGUGAUAUUGAGUGCGUUCGUGGCUACAGUGUAAGGUUUCGUCAUGGCUUGAAUCCUAGUAUACGCUCUGGUAAGACUAUCGAAGCUAAGGCCAAAGAAUACAACUUCUCUCAAGAUCAACCCUGGGUCAAAACAACUAGAACUCUAAGUUUUGUCGAUGAAACUCCAGACGUCAUCAACAUUCAUGACUCCAGUAUUGGCAACUUUGAUACUUUAGAUAACUUGAGUGUCGAUAUCGAAUCUUCGCCGCCCUCAGCCCCUCUCUAUAAGCUCCAGUCAAGAGAUUUCACGGAACAGGAUAGACCUAGAUCAGUAGCAGACUUGGCAGAAACCCUUUCCAGAGACAAUCAACGCCCAUCCAAGAAGCGAGCUCUGAGUUCCUCCUCUGCUGGACCAUGGCUGGCUACUACUCCUCGUUCGAAUCUUCCUGACCCUCUAUCGCCUAGUCAAAAGUCUGACAACGACAUAAUUCUCGGUGUAGCAAGUCCUCAGGUCGCCGCUGCACUUGCAAGCUCCCGCCAAACAGAUAUAUCAGUUCCGGUUGAUCAUGUCACCGAAGCCAUCUCUGGUAUCUAUCUUGACACGCCAAGAUGGCCGCUCCAAGAUCCACAAGAGGCUAUGCUGUUUUACAACUUCAUCCACGUUCUUGCUCCCCUCUUCGACUUGUGCGAUAGUGAACGCCACUUUGCUACCAUUGUUCCUCGGCGAGCCGUCAUGUGUCCUCCUCUGAUGAAUGCGGUACUCGCUGCCUCUGCCAAACGCCUUAGCAGAGUGGACGGGUUUGACUGUCUAGUCGGCGACCGGUAUCAUCAGAACUGCCUCGAUGCUCUCAUACCAGCACUAUCCAGUACUGCGGCUGUCAUGGAUGAGAACCUCCUUACAGCAAUUGUGAUUCUUCGCUAUAUGGAGGAACUCGAUGUUCCGCUCACGUCCGCCGAGACAGCCAACGAAUCCCAUCUUGUUGGCACAAGAGUCUUUGUAGCAGCGCAGGAAAAGAUCCUCGACUUCACCGGCCUUCGACGCGCUGCCUUUUGGGUUGCCCUCAGACAAGAGAUACACAUGUCAUUUAUGCAAGCCCGACCUGUCGACCCCAACUUUGCACUAGAAGAUAUUUCGCGUCUCGUUCAGAACGACGAUACAUGCUGUACUUUUGCGAACCUGACAAUCCUACAAUGUGCCGCGUGCCUUCGCUAUUGCUACGGUUCUGAAGACCAGAGCUUCUCGGCGUGGGAGAGGUUACAGGAAGCCCAAGAAAGAUGGUGGGCUGAAAGGCCGUGGCAUUUUCAUCCCAUGUACAUCAACGAAAGUGAUGAUGUCCCGGGAUUCUUCCCACAGGUACUCUAUCUCAACGACGCAGUCGUCACAGGAGUGCUCCAUUAUUUAUUGAUCAAGGUUCUACUUGCGGCUCAUAACCCCAGAACACCGAAGCUGGGCCCUGGGCAGGCUAAAGCAGCCAAGACGAUAAAUGAAGAGAUGAGAAAGACUGUCAAGAUGGUUUGCGGAGUAGCUGAGUCGAAUCAGAGAAACCCAACAGGAUUUGCCUAUGCCUGCUUGGCCAUAACAAUGGCUGGUGAUCGAUUUAAUAAUAUGUAUGAACAAGAAGCCCUUUAUAAUGUCCUCCAAAAGGCAGAUGUUCAGUUUGGGUGGCCGAACCGAUCAGUACAAGAGUAUCUGAAGGAGGCCUGGGGCUGGACUGAAUCUCCUGUGAAUGUGAUUUCUGGAAUGCCUAUUGCGGGGAUGCUUAACAGCAACAUGCAAUUUGUAUGA
Messenger RNA from Fusarium pseudograminearum CS3096, 1884 nucleotides. RefSeq lists its product as uncharacterized. Bases 1 to 1884 code for a protein of 627 amino acids. Gene Ontology annotation, cellular component: nucleus. The record is from RefSeq and is a predicted model, not a curated record. The transcript is spliced from 8 exons. Gene Ontology annotation, molecular function: transcription cis-regulatory region binding; zinc ion binding; DNA-binding transcription factor activity, RNA polymerase II-specific. Lineage: Eukaryota; Fungi; Ascomycota; Sordariomycetes; Hypocreales; Nectriaceae. Gene Ontology annotation, biological process: positive regulation of transcription by RNA polymerase II.